AUGCCCGUCGGUGCCUUCCCCGCGCUCCUCUCGAAUCCAGCGCCCGCCCCACCUCCCGCCUCCCCCGAGCCCCCCUCUCCCCUCCGGCCCCCUCCCCUGUCCUGCCCCCCGCAGCCGGCCCGGCCAAGAACACCUGCCUCACUGCCUGCCUCCUCCACGCCGCCCUCUGCCCGGGCGGCUGGCACCUCCCUGCCCUCCGGGCCCCUUCGCGGAGGUCCCCGCCAGCGCCCCCAGGGAGAACGCCUGGCGCGCCGGCCUCACACUCACCCGCCACCGCCGCCGCCGCGUCUCGCCAGCGCGCGGAACCCGGCGCGCGUGGGUCCGGGGGGCGCGGAGACCCAAACGUACAGCUGCGAGGUGCGGCUCUUCCUAUGGCGCCUGCGCAAUGGCGGGCGCUCGGGCGCGGCGAAGAGCCCCCACCGCCCGAAGAUCCGCGCUGCGCGGGCGCUCCUGGGGGUGCGCAGCUGCCCGGCGCGCCACCGCUGCUCAGGCUGCCAGCCGGCGGGGCCCCAGCGCGCGCCGGCGUCUGAGACGUGUCCUCGGAUUGGCUGGCGGAGCCGCAUUAAAUGUAACUCCCUCUCCGAUUGGUUCGAUUCGGGUACCACCUGGAGACAGCCGCCCUGGUGCGUGACUGCUUACAGAAUAGAUGAAACUGAUGCCUUAGGGGUCAGACGUGUGGUGGAGACGCAGCUGGAUGGACAUCAGAAGAGAAGGGGUCCCUUCGUCCAUUGCCGCUGCCAGUGCCCGCAAGGCUGGCUCAGACCAGGGAGUCCUGUGCAGUCUGCUCUCCUCCUCCGAAUGGGUCAGAAGUUAGAAGUUACAGGAAAAACGUUUCAGAGCCAAAGCCACACCCUGCCCAGAAAAAAACAAUUCCUGUCCACUGCUCAGCUCAGCAGCAAAAACGAAACUAGUGACUCGAAUUUCAAAUCACUACAAGGGAUAGAUACAUUGGAAAAACUGCAACUGAGGACGAAGAGGUUAAAAAAAUCUUCCCUGGGCAAGAAGAAGAGAACAAAACCUUUGAGAUAAGCUUUCCUAACGCAGCUGUGCAUAUCCAGCAUGAUCAACGGUUGUUCAAAAGUAACCAGGUCUUUCUGUCCCUCCCUCGUAUGUGAGUGAGCAUCUUUCCCAGGAAGUCAAGGUCCAGACAUGGAGAUUCAGCCUCGCAAGGCCAAAUGCAAGUUGAAGAUGAAAACAAACCAGAAAAGUCCAGAUGGUCAGGGAAAAGAAAAUUCAGUCUUCAAGGCCAAACGCAGGCUGCUGGGGAGGCACCAACCAGCACAGCCACUUGGUUCCCAUUCCCACCUAAAACUCCAGCAUGUGCUCCCCCUCUCCCACCUAAAACUCUAGAUAAAAACCUCUACCUCUUUCCCUUCAAGGAGGUGGAUCUGAGUUCUAACUCCCAUCUCCUCAUCUGGCUGCCUUUUGAUAACAGUAAAACUCUUUCCUUGCCACAAGCCUGGUGUUUCAGUUUUUUUCUUUAUUGGCCCUACUAUGUGGCUGGUAAAUGAAGCUGUGUUUGUGUUCAGUUACAAAACCAAUAGGAAAAUUAUAGCUCUACAGUUUUUCGCUCUUUCAAUGCAACCAAAUCCUUACAUUCUCCUUUCCAGAAAGUCCUGAUGUGAGGGACGCUGCCUUCCCUGAGGCUCACUCGUUUUCACAUCCUCGGGGCUGUCCCCCACAGUUGAAAGGAUUAGUUCACAGUGUCCCUAGAAACUCCAUCUGGUCAUUUUUCUGCCCCUCCUACUUGUGGCAGGUCAAACGUCCUGAAGGCCAAGAAGGGUUUUGACCUUUGGGCAAGACUCCUUCUCUGGGUGGGGUGGGGGUGGCAUCUGCACAGAGUCCAGUG
Molecule: messenger RNA, 1849 nt
Organism: Equus quagga
Lineage: Eukaryota; Metazoa; Chordata; Mammalia; Perissodactyla; Equidae
Product: formin-like protein 14
Exons: 5
Coding region: 1-1029 (342 amino acids)
Source: RefSeq, a predicted model, not a curated record